GGCGCAGCAGACGACAUAGCCGAUAUGCGCAAGCGCCGUUAAAAGCCCGCAUACGGGCAUCUGCCGUGUCUACACAAGCGCGGGUGCAUGAACGCCUCAGAAGCUGAUCAUACCAGAAGUUCAGGAUCUUUCAAACUUACGCACUCUGUACACAUUAGUCGAACAGAACGCCUGCACCGCGUCUGCACCGUGUCUGCACCUUGUCAUUCGUUUCGAGUGUCGCGCCGUGCCUGCACCGCAGAAAUGGAGCUCCGAACUUCUCGCGAAUCGAUGUGAACUGCUUCACAGUGGUGCGGGCGAAUCAAACGGACCUUUAACACGAACGGACGAAGGUCUGUUCGAUUCUAUUUGGCUCAUGUGCUAGCUGCUCGGCUGUUCCUUGCUGUGACUGACUGACUGCCCCACUGCGCUGCUGCUGUGCACGCCUUCGCCUCGCUAUCGUUUUGCGUUUUUUGGAACGGGUUCAGCGUUGCGGCUUGAGCUUCUGACUCGUCUCUUUCGCACACCAUGUCUUCUAAGUGGAGAAAAUGUAGAGUCGUAAGAAAGGAAUACGACAAUAUACUGAAUGAACUAGGACUCGCGCGGCUUGUUUCUGGGCCUUCAUCGGUUUCCCUGUCCAACGACAGAGCUGCAAGCACCACCUUUACGGACAGUGCUCGCGUAGCGCCACUUUCGCCUCCGAAGCUCGGAAGCAGCAGGCAAUCGGGAAAUUCAAUUUCGACGGACGACGGGGGUGAGCCUCCACUCAAACUGUUGAAAGAGCAGUCGGGAAGCGAAGCCUUAGUCAACAGCGUCUGCGGACAAGGUGUACAUUCUGUUGAAGAAUUCCAAUCAGAAAUUGUGGAUAUGUCUUCACGUGAGCACAGCGACUCUGAUAGUAGCUCAAGUGACACUCAAAUCUCAAGCAAAUCUUGGGAUGAGUCUGAUGACCUUGUUGCUUCAGACAGCUGCACGGGGCCAGAUGAGGAAACAACGCUCACUUGUAGCGCAGCGAUGUCUUGUGUAUCUCCUGAACAAAUGACAGCAAGUGAAGAGUUUGCUGUCAUUGCUUCCAAACAUAAUAUGACUCAUGCAUGCAUUAACGAUGUCCUCGAUUUCUGCCGUCGAAGAGGCUUCUCUGACCUUCCCAAGGAUGCUAGGACAGUUUUGAGAACUGAGCGCAAAGCUCAGGUGGAGCAAAAUAGGUCUUUUGUGCACUUUGGCCUUGCAGCAGGAAUUCGUCAAGUGUUGCCGCCGGGGCAAGUAGUUCCAAGUGAACUGAAGCUACAGGGCAACAUCGAUGGAGUCCCUCUUUACAGAAGUAGCCAGCUUGCCUUUUGGCCCAUUUUGUGCCGCAUUACAAAUGUGGAGGCAUCACCACCAUUUGUUGUAAGUGUUUAUUGUGGUGCAGGGAAGCCACCAUCUCUGCAGGAUUAUCUAGAGCCAUUUGUGCGAGAGGUCUCGGAGCUUGCGUCUGAAGGGUUAAGCAUAGGAGAUGUUCGAGUACAGGUGAGCAUUGAAGCCAUGGUGUGCGAUGCUCCAGCAAGGAGCUACGUGAAAUGUAUUGUUGGCCACACUGGUUAUUAUGCGUGUGAGCGAUGCAACCAAAAAGGGCGGCACAUUGAAAACAGGGUCACAUUUCCCAAACUGCACGCACCAACACGAACGAAUGCAUCAUUUCGAUCUCAAGAGAACAAGCGCCACCAUUCUGGUUUUUCACCAUUCCUAUCGCUUGAUGUCGACAUGAUUGCAUUUUUCCCAUCUGAAUACAUGCACCUCGUUUGCCUGGGAGUCAUGCGACGACUCUUAAAGAAUUCGGUAUGCCAAGGCCACAGUAAUAGAUUGAGCAGACUGUAUCGUUGCCAACUAAAUGAAAGCCUGCGAGAGGCUUCCAAAGCAUUUCCAACAUAUUUCCAGCGAAAGCCAAGGGGUACAGAAGAACUUGAUCGUUGGAAGGCAACAGAGUUUCGGACGUUCCUCCUUUAUGUUGGGCCUGUUGUCCUAAAGCCUCUUCUGCCUCCAUCACACUACAAACAUUUUCUAAUGUUUCAUGUAGCUAUCAGAAUUUUAGCAUCACCUCAGUACUACUGCGAAUACAAUGAUUUUGCCAAAGAUGUGCUGAGGUACUUUGUUCAAGAGUUCAGUGAGCUAUACGGAAGAAACCAGCUUGUGUACAAUGUGCACUCACUAAUUCAUCUUGCUGACCAGUGCCGGGACCAUGGCCCAUUGGAUCAGCUUAGUGCAUUCCCUUUUGAAAGCUACCUUGGACGAAUGAAGAAGUUGCUGCGAUCCUCCAACAAGCCACUUUCACAGCUAAGUAGAAGAAUCUCUGAACUGAGGCACUCGACCAAGAACCAAGUCGAGCAGAAACUGCAACAUGUGAAGCCUGGAGACUGCUUCCUGAUUGACAGUGCUCCUGUGGUUGUUCUGGAAAUAAUGGGAGACCACUUCAAGGGAGGGAUUUUACCAAAUGCCAGGGACUUUUUCAAACUUCCACUCAAGUCGUCUCAGUUGAAUAUUUGGCGCUGCAACACCUUAAGUAAUAGAAGUAAGGUCUGGCCUCUUGAUGACCUCUGGAAUACUGCUCAGUGCCUGAGGCUUAACUACAAGCAAGGACAUGUUGUUGUUCCUCUUUUGCACUUUCACUGAAGCUGUCAGUGGUCGGUGGACUUAAAUUAACCCGAACUACCAUAGUCAGUCAUCUGACUGCCAUAUUGCUAUGCCUCCAAUGGCCACAAUGUCUGUUCUAUAUGAGGCCGACAGUUGGGCUAGUUGGAAUUCAAAGACAGACAUUUUCAAAGAAAAGUUAUCCUUUUGUCUCUGCACCUAUUUUCAUUUUUCUUAUGUGCUGGAACAUGUCCUUGUUUGUUCUAUUGUCAUUGUCGCGAAUCACCUAUUCAAGCCAUGUUCAAGCUUUCUGCAUCAAGCAUCUUGUCACUAAUACAGUCAUUAGCACUAUUUUCCAGAGUGCUUGAAUGGCAUCCUUUGACCUGCACAGGUGGCAUUUGGUGGUAACACUGGAUUCGAGGUAGCAUACAAGCAUACAACUGUGUAUGGAUUGCUGCACUGAUGGUACUUCCCUAAUCUUUCUCCUCACAGGCCUUCGUGUCUUCCGCAGCUGCAAUUUCCUGAAGGCACUGCAUUGCCACUGAGCAAAAGUAGAGAUAACACAUGGCAAAACUUUCAUCAGCACACGCCAGGAUGUGUUAUCUUGACUUUUAUUCAGAUGGCACCUUCAGACGCUACAGUUACUGAAGCCACAGUGGCCAGUAAAGUGAAAAAGAUAAAGCCAGCAGUGAUCAGUGCAGCAGUGCAAGACCCGGUCCAAUGACAGAGCUGCAAGCUCCCCAUUUGAGGACUGCACUUGCAUAGCACCACUUUUGCCUCAGAAGCCGGGGAAGCAGCAGACGAUCAGAAAGUCCAUCAUAUCAGUGCAGCAGCGCGUUCUCAGAUGUAAGGUAUCUAGAGCCAGGUGUUAUCGAUAAAUGUCGCCCAAGCAGGCUUAAGCAUGCCGUUCAAGCACUUCAGCAUGCUGAUAACUGUACAACCUGGACAAAUUGCAUUUCAAGCCUUCAAGGUUCAGCCCCAGCUUUCAUUUUUGCU
This is a messenger RNA of Dermacentor albipictus, 3582 nucleotides long. RefSeq lists its product as uncharacterized. NCBI's taxonomy places the organism in Eukaryota, Metazoa, Arthropoda, Arachnida, Ixodida, Ixodidae. The record is from RefSeq and is a predicted model, not a curated record.